AUAUGGAGAAUAAUAAUUAAAACAGAAAAACAGAGGAAUACUUCACCACACUGCCGCAGCACCGGUCGGGGGAGGAGCCGACAGAUAUAGAGGAUGAGUAACAUGGCAGCAGGUCCCUCAAAAGUGAGGCCGGGUUCAUCGCAACCUUCAGAAUCCUCCAAGCGGAAACGCGGAAUGUUUCAGAAGGAUUUGCAGCAUAUGAUGUAUGGGUUCGGAGAUGAUGCUAAUCCCCUUCCAGAGACUGUUGCACUUGUUGAGGAUAUUGUUGUGGAGUACGUCACGGAGAUGGUGCAUAAAGCUCAGGAUAUUGCAUCCAAACGAGGAAAACUCUUGACAGAAGAUUUCCUCUUUCUAAUCCGAAAGGAUUUGCCAAAACUCAACCGGUGCACGGAGUUGUUGUCGAUGAACGAAGAACUGAAGCAAGCAAGGAAAGCUUUUGAGGUUGACGAAGAGAAACUGGCUUCGACUGACUGAUUCUGAUAUGCGUUAUAAACAGAGUGUGUUUUCAACAAUUUUAUGAUAUGAAUUUUGUUGUUAGUGCAA
Messenger RNA from Salvia hispanica, 543 nucleotides. The record is from RefSeq and is a predicted model, not a curated record. NCBI's taxonomy places the organism in Eukaryota, Viridiplantae, Streptophyta, Magnoliopsida, Lamiales, Lamiaceae.